ACUCAUCCAAAAUGUCGUCGUCGGGAGGCAAGCACCCGCAAGGAACGAAUUCCGAGAUGAAAGCACCAGAGGAUAUGCAUUCACACUCUAACGGUGCUUGUGCCGAUGAAAAGUGCAAUGGGCACAAAAAUCCCCCCAUAUUUGAAGCAAUCAAAGCAGGGAUGCUUAUCCCAAUCCAGACGUUGUUUGAACAAGGAGGUGUGGAGGUUUUCACCUCGAGAGAUGAUAAAGGCCACACACCAGCCCACUGGGCCUGUCUCGGAGGUCACACAACGAUCUUACGUUUCAUGCUGGAACACAAGGCACCUGUCAAUGAACCCAGCAACAAUGAUUUGGGAGCCCGCCCGAUCCACUGGGCCUGUGUGAAUGGCCACAUUGCAGUGAUUGACAUACUGGUCCAGUCUGGGGUUCUCCUGGACAUUGUGGAUAACAAGGGCUGCACACCUCUCAUUGUGGCAGCUCAGUAUGGACAGACCAUGUUGUCUGGCUAUCUCAUGGGGAAGGGAGCUCGGCUGCAGCUUGUUGAUAAGGAUGGGGACAGUGCACUACAUUGGGCAGCAUUUAAAGGUCACUCGGAGUUGAUGCGACUGUUGAUCUACUCUGGGUUCAACCCCAGACAGAGGGACAACUACGGCCAGACUCCCCUCCAUCUAGCUUGCAUCAAUGGCAACCUGACAGCUGUGAAGGAGCUCUGUGAACAGGAUAGUGUUGAGAUCGACCUGGCUGACAAGAACAGCAAAACUCCUCUCAUGCUGGCCGUUGGUCGCAAACACGAGAACAUCAUCAGUUACCUGAAGAAAGAAGCCAAGUUCAAGGCCAGUGUCUUCCCGCGCAUUGACUGCUGGGCUAUCAUGUUCGGGCCCCCAGGGAACAGUAAAGGGGCUCUGCUCUUCUUCCUCAUCAGUGUUGUGUGCUGGGGCUACCCUAUGUAUUUAAUCAAGUGUCUGCCAUUGACGUUCUAUGAACUGCAGCCUUUCCACCUGUUGUUCAUCACUGUGAACAUCUUGAUGUGGAUCUGCCUUUACCACUGCAACACUAUAGACCCAGGCUUCCUGCCCAGAAACAUACCCGAGUAUGACCAGGCCAUCAAACAGGUCGCCCAUUUUGAUGAAUGGAAGCAGGGCAAGAACCCGCUGAGCAGGCUGUGUCACACGUGUCGUACCGUGAAGCCUGUCCGAGCCAAACAUUGCCGCGUGUGUAACCGAUGCGUGAAGGAGUUCGACCAUCACUGUCCCUACAUCUACAACUGUGUGGGCUACAAUAACAGAGGAUCUUUUCUAGUGUUUGUAACACUGGUUGCCAUAUGCGGUGUGUUGUCUAUGUAUAUGGCAUAUGAGAUCUUGGUCUUGGAGAAUUGGGUGAUGAGGAAGGAUUACAUCUUAGGCAUUCUCCUCAUGGUGGUGUUUGAGGUGAUUGCCAUCAAUGUGUCUGCUUUUACGGUUUUACAUGCAGGCAUGAACUUGACAACUAACGAGAGAAUAAACCGAAAAAGAUACGAGUAUUUGAAGGACGGGCGAGGCCAGUUUUACAACCCAUUCAACAAGGGACCAAAGCAUAAUUUAUUGGAAUACUUCCAUCUGCGGAAGCCGCCAUAUGAACACGAGGUUCAGUUCCUCACAGUCGAUGUAUGAUCCAGCGCAGUGGGCCGGUGGUGGCAGUGUGUGUGUGCAGGACAAAGUCAUGAAAUGCAAUGCCUGUGAUCUGUGUCCAUUAUUAGUUUGUACCAAAUUUUAUUUUCACGCAAGCAAGAAUUCUCAUGUAUUUUGCUAUGAGAAUGUGUAAAAACUAAGUUAAUAUGGUGUGAAUGCUAAACUACGUUCAUGUUUCUUGUCAUGUGUGAUUGAAUCAUCAUGUGGGUGGAGUAAUUCGCUAGUGAAUCAUGAUGGUUCUGACCAUGGUACUGUACUCAUUGCACACUUAAUGAAGAAAUGGAAAUAUACAUACCCCAGAAAUCAAUCUCAUUAAAAUCAGGUCUUUUGCUCCCAUAGGACACCUCCAUAGGAGUCGAUUCAGGUGCACCCUGAGCACACUGAGCACACAUCAAUGGUGUGGCAUUAUCAUUUACAUUUGGAAAUGACUGAUUAACUUUGUUUUCAGGAUAUGGAAAUAAGAUAUUCUGAUCCGAAUGUUACGCUUAUUUGUAUUCAUGAUUUAGAAGUCUUGAUGCUGAUUGGCUGAUUAGAAAGUUCACCUGUCGUGACCUUUUAUUGAGGUGUCCACAGAUAUUCAUGUAAAGAGGUAUCAUAUUGGUGUCACAGAUCUGAUGAUGAUGAGAUACCUCAGAACAAAGAAUGUCAGUGUUAAUAUUAGGGACUGUAAAUCAGUUCUAUCAAACACUAUGAAAUAUCAUUUCAUCAGCGUUUUUCCAUCUUUUAACUCUUAUCCUCUCUAACAUUGCCGGCUACAGAAUACAGUAUUCAUAUUCAAGUUCUCCUGAUAAAUUGACAUGAUAGGUAUUACCUCUUUAUUGAAGUGCAUGGUGCCGAAAAGUGGACUUAAGCAUCAAUCUCUCUCUCGUGUUGUUUACACCCAGGAAUUGGGGCUCACAUGAGAUAUCGUCUGUACUAUCACUACACAGAUCAUCUGUCCCCCUCUGAAUGUUGAAGGGGCGGUCGGGUAGCCUAGUGGUUAAAGCGUUCGCUCGUCACGCCUAAAACCCGGGCUCUAUUCCCGACAUGGGUACAAUGUGUGAAGCCCAUUUCUGGUGUCCUCCACUGUGACAUUGUUGGAAUAUUGCUAAAAGCGGUGUAAAACCAUACUCACUCACAUACUUAUGUUUAUUUAAUGAUUGUUGAUGAAAACCUUGAAGUGAAAGAGAUGUUUUAUGUUUGACAAAUAAAUGAAUGACAAAUAGCCAUGUACUUUAUGAGCAAAAUAUGUCCAAAAAUUGUUUUUUUUAAUUUAUUUUUAAGUUUUAUUAAUUAUUAUUUUUAUUUUUUCUCAGAAGAUUCUUAUUUAUGACAACCAUAUAUUGCAUAAUGAAUGGUUAUAUGAAGGUGUAUCAUUUAAAAAGAAUUGUUUUUGACUAAUGUACAGAAAAUUGAACAUUCUUUUUCAAGGAUAAUUUAGUAUACGUUAAUAACAAACUAUGUUCCAAACCUGUUCACCAGUAUUUUUUAUUGUGUGAACAUGGUAAAUGUGUAUAUUUUGAAAUUGAUGACGUUGAAUAAAUAUUGUAUAUAUGUACAUGAUAUGCACACAAAAAUCCUCAUCAUGCAUACCUCCAUGCAGUCAACUUAGAUGGUUAGAAGUCACAGCACAAAUGGUUCAUCUUGUGACGGCCUAUUUAUGUUGGCCAAAAUGUCGAUGCUGUAUGUGAGGCAUGCUCUAAGCAUGUCAUAUAACCCAGUGAAGAAAUCAUUGUGCAUUACUGUUCUCAGCUUCAUUGGUGUUAACAAUGAAAUUGUGUCUUCAUUAGAGUAGGAAGGAAACCAUGCCACAAAGUGAUCUUAGUGCUAAGACGACUGUGACUCCAAUACUUUACCAUUGACUUCAGGAAUUGAGAUUGAUAUGUGGAUCAAUUUGUGGAUCGAUUUGUUGUGUCUGUUCAAUAUUGAAGUUCUGUUAAUCUUAGUAUUACGAUCGCUUUGUGGAAUGUGGACCAAGGUCCCAUUCCUCAAAGUGAUCUUAGCGUUACAGUUGUCCUAAGUCUAUGUUAAAUUAUGGGAGUUGCGAUCAUCUUAGCGCUGAGAUUAUUUUGUGGAAGGAGGCCCUGGACUUUGACAGUGUGUGUCAGUUGUAUUACAGUUUAUCCUCACUUUUUAAUCUCGUUAUGUUCAUCUGUAAACCAGUCACUCAGAUGAGGUGUACAUGACCAUCACGCAAAUGAUGUAGUAUUACUUUUCCUUCGUUUCCUGUUACAAGCAUGUCUAGGAUCCAGUUCCACCGAGCUUUCUUAGUGCUAACUCGUAUGCUUUAACAUAGAAUUACGAUAGUCUUAGUACUAGUGUUAUUUUGUGAAGCCUGGCCAAGGCCCUCAUCUCAGAAGGGAUGUAGCUUUUAAACAAAUGUAACUCCCAUUCUUUAACAUAGACUUAUGAUAGUCUUAGUGCUAAGAUCAUUUUGUGGAGCAGGGCCAAAGGACUCAUCCUAGAUGUGAUCUUAAUAGCGCUAAGACAAAUGCAACUACAUAGCUUUAACAUACUUAAGAGAGUCUCAGCGCUAAGAUGGCUUUUGGAACAACCUCAGAAAUCCUCAGAUUAAUCUGGAGUGCCCUACAGUGGUUAGACAUUUUAGAAAUGAAGGUCUGAGAAUUCAGUAUGCCACUGCCUGGUGCUCGAGUAUCUCUAUGCUCUACUUCCCAGGAACAUGUCUUGAAAUUAAGGCUGGAAUGAUACCUCUGUGCACUGCAAUACUAAAACAUAUUACUGCUUUUAUGAAGUCCGCCAUUCUGUCUGAUUUUCUUAAACUAUCAUGAUGAGUGUGAAAGUGAAAACUAGCUCCUGUCACGUCUUUGCUGUGUCAAAAUUACGCAAUUGUCCCCUGAAAACAUCUAUAGUAAAGUACAUGGUUUGUGUUAUCAUGAUUACAUAUCAGUCUGGCCCAGUUCCUCCUGAUUUUGUUUCUGAGCCACAAACUAAGCUGAGAUACUGUGACAUAAUUGGAAUACCGUUUCAAAGCAGCGUUAGACUCACUCUCUCAUGAGUCGGUGUAUCAUUUCAUCUCUGGUUUGAAUGCAUCAGGGCAUCUCUGUAUUCACCGUCAUGUGCUUCUAUUCACUGUCUCCACAACCUUUGUUCAAGAAAUUUGUUCUGAACCUUUCUGUGGCUCAGGUAGGAUGUGAUAUCAUGUCUUGAAGUAGCAUUUAGAAGUUGUCCAAGAACAUUGAUGAUACAAUGCAUGGCUGCCACUUUCUGUUUAUUUCAUGUUUCAAUGUUUCUACAUUAUACCUUAGUUUCAGUUGACUAGGAUUCUGCUUGAUGGCUAAAUCAUCACUUUGCACUGGAAAAUAACACUGUUGAAAUAAUUUUGUAGUGGUUGUCGAUAAAGUCAUCAGUGAGAGUUAUCUCCCUUUCAGGAGUAAUGGUUUCCCUGAGGAUAUUUGUAUCUGAUUCUUUAGAGUUUGAUGCAUUGGUAUAUGUUUGAUUACUUCAGUUAUUUUUAUAUAAAAGUCCAAUGCUUAUCAAAGAUUUUCAAGGUUUCAGAUUAGUUCAAUUCUUUUGGACAUUGACUGAUUGUCAUCCAAAAUGACCUAGAUAUUUUUCAAUUUUGUUAAUGUCAAGUCAAAGACGUAUAUAGAUAUUUAUAUAGAUAUAUGUCUUUUGUCCUAUAAUCAUUUGCUAAAUCAUUAAAAUGACCAAAUGGCAUUUGCAAAAUCACUGUUAUCGUACUGUGAAAUCUUGGUAACUCCUAGUAGACUAUCUAUCAAUAAUAAAAAUCACUGUUAUCAUACUGUGAAAUCUUGGUAACUCCUAGUAGACUAUCUAUCAAUAAUAUGGUCCAUGUCUCAAACUAUAUAUUUCACAAAGUUUCACUUUAUGUUGAAUAUUAGGGCCAAUACAAACUGAUAUUAGUGAUAACUAUGAAACGAUGUUAGUCCCAAUCAGGA
Messenger RNA from Haliotis rufescens (red abalone), 5548 nucleotides. RefSeq names its product probable protein S-acyltransferase 23. Lineage: Eukaryota; Metazoa; Mollusca; Gastropoda; Lepetellida; Haliotidae. The coding region runs from base 12 to 1631 and encodes 539 amino acids. Gene Ontology annotation, cellular component: Golgi membrane. The record is from RefSeq and is a predicted model, not a curated record. The transcript has 9 exons. Gene Ontology annotation, molecular function: palmitoyltransferase activity; protein binding. Gene Ontology annotation, biological process: protein palmitoylation.